ACCUGUUCUUCCGGGAAAAUGGCGACUCCCGCUCGUUCGCCGGAGUCCCCGCCGGCCGCGGAUCUGGCGCCAGCUACGGGGGCUGCCGAGGACGCCGAGUGCCCACCGCCUCGCCAGCCUCAGCCCCCGCAGAAUGUCCUCGCUGCCCCGCGGCUUCGAGCCCCAAACUCCCGAGGACUUGGGGCAGCGGAGUUUGGCGGAGCUACGGGAAAUGUUGAAGCGCCAGGAGAGACUUUUGCGCAACGUAAAAUUCAUUUGCAAAUUGCCCGACAAAGGUAAAAAGAUCUCAGACGCUGUCACCAAACUGAAAGCUGCCAUUACAGAACGUGAAGAAGUUAGAGGAAGAAGUGAACUCUUUUAUCCUGUUAGCUUAGACUGUAAGGAGAGGCAAAAAGCGAUUGCAGUUGUUGAUGGGGACAGAGAUAAGGCCCAGAAUUCUGACCAGAUACUUGACACUUCAUCACCCGUUCCUGGCUGUUCCUCUGUAGCUAACAUCACAUCAUCUCAGACAACUUCACGACAACAGGGACUGGCACAUCCGACUCGCGGAGGUGAUGCUGAGGCAGCUGAGGCUGAACACACAGUGAGCGAGCACCCAACUUCUAGCAGCAGAGCCCCAGCGCCUUCCUCAUCUCAAGCUAGUGAGGGUCUCCCUCAGCAUUGUGCCUUAGGUCAAGUGGAGGAUCAUCCUGGCAGCUCAGACAACCUGUUCAUUGAUAGAUUACAAAGGAUCACAAUUGCGGAUCCGACUGAACACCACUCAGAAGGAAACCAGAGUCCUGAGAACUUGGCCGGCCUCUGGAGUGGGCCGCAGAAGAAGCCUCAUUACAUGGAAGUGCUGGAAAUUCGAGCCAAAAAUCCCAUGCCCCCGCCACAUAAAUUUAAAACCAAUGUAUUACCUUCACAGCCCCGUGAUUCAUCGAGUGCUUGUCAGGGCAGAGGGUCUCCCGUCUCCUCAGAGGAGAGGCGGCGCAGGGACAGGAAGCAUCUUGAUGACAUCACAGCGGCCCGGCUUCUGCCACUGCACCACCUGCCGACACAGCUGCUCUCCAUAGAGGAGUCGCUGGCACUUCAGAGACAGCAGAAGCAGAGUUACGAGGAGAUACAAGCCAAGCUCGCAGCACAGAAGCUAGCUGAAAGACUAAAUAUUAAAAUGCAGAGCUAUAAUCCAGAAGGGGAGUCUUCAAGGAAAUACCGAGAAGUAAGGGACGAAGAUGAUGAUCAGUCCUCCGAGGAUGAAUUCUGAAGAUGGACGUUCAGAUCAUCUCCUAAAUCUCUGCCUGUUGAGAUCUCAUUAUCUUACAUCAGACUGCCUAACAAGUAUCAAGAUCAGUGUCAGACAUUGUUGAGAGAAAGAAUUUUGUAAAGUCACACUAAGGAAACUAUCAAAAGAGCCCACUUUCAGAUGAUAACUUUCAUGGGCUUGAAAAGUUGAAUAUUUGAAUAUUGUGUUUAAUGACACUAUAUUAAAUUUUGGCAGUAUGUUAUGUCCUGUGUUGGUCUGAUAUUUUAGUAUAUAGUAAGCACAUUUUUUUCUCUAAGCCAAAUGAAAGCAGGUGAUUAAACUGCUUAUUUCUUUAUACUUACCUCUACCAAAUAAUGUUUAUUACAUGUCUUAGUGAAUUAUUUAGUUGUCCCAGGCAUCACCUAAAAUGAAUUAUGAAGAUAUAAUUCCCUCUUUUUUUGAAGAACAAAGGGAGAAGUCUAGAGAAUUUUGUGCAUGUUUGCAUGGGGGCUGUUACAGUAUUGGACAUUAAAUACCAAGGAAGACACUCAAAGAAAAUGCUUAAAUAUUUGUUUCUUUCUGUCUUUCCUUAGGAAAUAUGUUUUCUUUCUUCUCAUAAGGAAUACGCGGUACUUUUAGUUAAUUCUAGAGGGUGGGUGGUCUUUCUAGAUGACCAGAUUUGCCUGGUUAUGGAGUAACAUGAGGAACAGGAAAAGUCUUAAGGUGAUGGAUGUUUGUGAAGGGAAUAGCUGUUGGUGGUGGUUUAGUCGCUCAGUUGUGUCCAACUUUUGCGACCCCAUGGACUGUAGCCUGCCAGGGUCCUCUGCCCAUGGGAUUUUCCAGGCAAGAUUACUGGAGUGGGUUGCCGUUUCCUUCUCCAGGGGAUCCUUCUGACCCAGGAAUUGAACCUGUGGCUCCUGCAUCGCCUGCAUUGCAAGCAGAUUCUUUACUGCUGAGCUACUGGAGAAGCCCUAUCUGUUGUUAGGCUUGGCCUGACUUGACUUCAUUGUUCUAGCAGAUGAUAGGUUCAAUUUGAUAAGAGAACCAAAAAAAUUUCUGAAGCUACAGUUGGUUUCUUAUCAAUAUAUAUUGCUUCCCCGCCCCCUCCAAAAGAGACUUAUGUAGGCUGCAGAAACCUCAAUUUCAUGUAUGAUUUCAAAGGAUUAUAUGGUUGUCUCCAGAGAAAUUAACACAUAUGUUGCCACAGUUUUGUCUAACAUGUUGGUGCCUUUAAGCAGUGUUGAAAGAAUAAAAUAUUAAUUAGAGCAACCUGAAAA
Molecule: messenger RNA, 2502 nt
Organism: Bubalus bubalis (water buffalo)
Lineage: Eukaryota; Metazoa; Chordata; Mammalia; Artiodactyla; Bovidae
Gene: POLR2M
Product: RNA polymerase II subunit M
Exons: 4
Coding region: 134-1246 (370 amino acids)
Biological process (GO): maintenance of ER location; transcription elongation by RNA polymerase II; intracellular signal transduction
Cellular component (GO): RNA polymerase II, holoenzyme; nuclear envelope; intracellular anatomical structure
Molecular function (GO): transcription elongation factor activity
Source: RefSeq, a predicted model, not a curated record